AUGAGCACUUCUUCCGGAUUUCACAUUAAGAGCUCUUUGCCUCUCAAAGUUCCUGGAGAAUCUAAGGCGAAGAAGCAAGAGGUCCUUAAAACAGCUCAGGCUGCAAAAGAUGUUCUAAUUGAGAAGGAGAGUUUCAAGGUUCUGGCAAAGCACCUCUUAGACAUCGAAUCAGUGUUAAAGGAACUGCAGCUUCAGAAAUUGGAUGACUCUGGAGCUGCCAGGCAAGCACUUGAAACCCUUGAAGCAGAUGUCAAGAAGGCAAAUAAUUUGGUUGAGAAGUAUAAAAACCGGGCUCGUUUCUACUUACUGGUGAAGUGCCGUCAUAUUGUAAAUGAGGUGCAAGAAGUCACUAGGGAUAUCGGCAAGUCUUUGUCUGCACUAUCACUUGCAAAUACUGAAGUCCUUGCAGGGAUAUCUGACCAGAUGAAUAGGCUGCAGGAUGAAAUGCGAAGGGCUGAAUUUGAAGCUUCACAUUCUCAGCUUCAGAUUGUUGACAGGUUAAACCAGGGUCUGCGUGAUCAGAAACUUGACCAGUGUUUCGCAAAUGACAUGCUGGAAGAAAUAGCCAGGGCUGUUGGCAUACCUGUAGAACCUUCAGAGAUAAGCAAAGAGCUAGCAAGCUUUAGAAGGGAAAAAGAAGAAGCUGCCAAUAGGAAAGAAAGAGCUGAAGUUCUGUUCUUGGAGCAGGUUAUUGAGUUGCUUUCUCAUGCUGAUGCUGCAAGAGAUUAUGAAGAAAUCAAGAAGCAGUAUUUUAUGAGGCUUCAGGUUGUUGAGCGGUUUGAUGAUAGGGAAGAAUAUAUUACUCCACUUACUGCUUUCCUUUGUCGUAUAAAUGGGACUGUGAUGACCGAUCCUGUUAGCCUUUGUACUGGUACUACCUGUGAGAGAGCUGCCAUUGAAGCCUGGUUUGACCGUGGAGAUAGAACCGACCCUGAAACAGGUGAGAUUCUUGAAGAUACAACUUUGAGAUCUAACCUUCCGCUCAGACAAUCAAUUGAAGAAUGGAGAGAACUCAAUUAUUGCCUCAGAAUCAGAGCUUCUAAGGCAAAGUUGUUAGCAAGUGUUGACUCGUCUGUAGAAGAGGUCCUGAGUCAAAUGCAGGAUCUGAUGAGAGAAAAUUCAAUAAACAAGGAUUGGAUCUCCAUAGGAGGUCUUACAGAUAUCGUGAUAUCUAUUCUUGGGACCUCUCAUAACAAAGAAGAGAAGAGGAAGAUCUUAGUAACCUUAAAAGAUCUCGUCAAAGGGCAUGCAAGAAAUAAGAGCUUCUAUGAUCAUUCGGAUGCUGGGAUGCAACAAUAUGUGCAAGCAGCUUUUGUGUUUGUUUUGAAUAUAGAAAAAUUGGUCGACUAUGGAGGGUGGGAUCAUGUUAUUCCAUGCUUAGGACGCGAUCCAAGCAUCUCGAAGGCUGCAGUGGAAUUGCUAUAUGAGUUACUGCAAGAGAGGUCUGGUUGGAAUGUGUCUAUUUGCAGGAAACUCUCUCAACAGGGCAGUGCAAUUCUAUUCCUUGUCACUCUUUUAAAAGGUCAAGUCAGGGAGUCAGCUGUUUAUGCAGAAAAAAUCUUGAACAAACUUGUUGAAAUUGACGAGGAGAACAUUUCUUGGGCUGCAAAAUCAGGCUGGUAUAAACCACUCAUCGAUCGGAUUGUACAAGGGCCUGACUCUUCAAGGAUAUCAAUGGUCCGAGCUUUAGUUAAUAUGGAAUUGGUUGAUUCAGACUUAAAGAUCCUUGGUGAGGAAGGGAUUUUACCUAGUUUGCUUCAAAUGUUAGUAUCUGGGAAUUUGGAAUCAAAAGAGUUAUCUUUGUCUGCCCUGGUUAAACUCUCUGAUUGCACUGCCAAUAAAGAGCUUAUCGCUGCUGCUGCUGGGCUUCCGCUUGUCAUCAAUCUAAUGUUUUCUGCUCCUAUGCAUUCAAUGAUUAUCGUGAAAUGUUCAGAAAUCUUGGAGAAAUUCUCUUGUGAUGAUGAUGGAAUUAAAUUCUUUAUUGAUGAAAAUGGGGCCCAACUUGAAUUAGAACCUAUUGUCAGCGAUUUGUUAGCUUUGCAACAGAUUGCCCACUCAUCCCACAAUGUUCGGAGGCCUGCUUUGCGUGCACUUCUUGGAAUUUGCAAGUUUGAUGCAGGUUUGGUUAAAACUGCAGUUCUCACUGCUAAAGGCGUUUCUCUUGUACUUCCUCUUCUUGAUGACACCAACUCAGAAAUUCGUGAAAUUGCCAUAAAUCUUCUCUCUCUGUUCUCUCACCAUGAACCACAAGGAGUGGUGGAAUACCUUCUUAAGCCUAAAAGGCUCGAGGCUUUAGUGGGGUUUCUUGAGAAUGAUGACAAGAGUGAUGUACAAAUGGCUGCUGCUGGUUUAUUAGCCAAUCUCCCGAAAUCUGAAGUCGCCGUAACCAUGAAGCUAAUUGAACUGGAUGGGCUUAAUGCCCUCAUAAACAUUAUAAGGACAGGGACCAUGGAAGCAAAGGAAAAUGCUCUAAGUGCACUCUUCAGGUUCACAGAUCCUGCAAAUCUCGAGUCACAGCGGAUUGUGGUAGAACAAGGAGCUUACCCUUUGUUUGUAGACUUACUGACAUUUGGCUCAGUAGUGGCAAAAGCAAGAGCGGCAGCACUCAUUGGUGAUCUUUCCAUAAGCAGUCGGGAGCUUGUUGUUGUGUCCAAAGCAAGAGGAUGUUCGUGUUUUCGGCCAACACGUCCUCAUUUAUGUCCAGCUCAUGGGGGUAUCUGCAGUGUGAAAUCUACAUUUUGUCUCAUGGAGGCAAAUGCUCUACCCGUCCUGGUAAAGCUCUUACGAGAAAGGAAUCAUGCAAUUGCUCACGAAGCAAUUCAGACACUCUCCACGCUGGUCCAGGAAGGCUCUCCUAACAGAGGAGCAAAUGUCUUGCAUGAGGCUGAUGCCAUAAAACCCGUCCUGGAUAUUUUCACCUCGGGAACAAAUUCUCUGAAGGAAGAGGCUUUGGGACUUUUGGAGAAGGUAUUUUUGUCGAGAGAAAUGGUGGAACACUAUGGACCAUCAGCCAGGUUAAUUCUUGUUGACAUGACUGGCAGGAAUUUUCAUGAGGAUAGCCGUCUUGGGAGGAAGCUCGCGAAAGUCUUGUCACUCCUUGAACGCUAUUCGAGAUCAUCAACAUCUCUUCUGCCAGGAAUAUUUGGGUGA
Messenger RNA from Dovyalis caffra, 3150 nucleotides. The record is from the annotation of a GenBank genome assembly. Lineage: Eukaryota; Viridiplantae; Streptophyta; Magnoliopsida; Malpighiales; Salicaceae.